Messenger RNA from Aegilops tauschii subsp. strangulata, 923 nucleotides. RefSeq lists its product as uncharacterized. The record is from RefSeq and is a predicted model, not a curated record. Lineage: Eukaryota; Viridiplantae; Streptophyta; Magnoliopsida; Poales; Poaceae.
CGGCUCCUGGAAGAUAAUACUAGUACUAUCUGAUCUGUUCCUGCCUUUCCUGCAGUGGUAGCGCACACACUUUGGUGAGCUUAGUUCGUUCGUGAUGGAGGACUCGGUGGGCGAGGCGGAGAGGAGGGAGCAGGAGGAGACCAUGGCGCAGGGGAAGAAGCGCGGGCGAGAGGAAGAGCAGGAGGCCGGCGCUGGUCGUGUGGUGGAGGGGAAGGCGGAGGUGGCGGUGGCUGAGGAGGGUGGGUUUCUCAGCAGCAUGGCGUCCAAGAUCGGCGUGGCCAUGUCGGGUGCUACUAACGGCAGCGGCGGCGCUGAGGACACCGGCGAAGGCAAUGGCAACGGCAACGGGAGCGCGCUUGCUGUCUCUGACGGCGACGAGGAGAAGGCGGCCGGCAAUGGCAUCUUCCACAAGCUCCUGUCCAGCUCGUCUCCUUCCCCACCGGUCACAGAGGAAGAGAGAAGGGGAGGGAAAGACGAGGACGAAGGCGGCGAGCAGGCCGGGAUACUAAGCGCCAUGGCUUCCAAGAUUGGCAUGGCCAUGUCCGGCAAUGGGACUCACGGCGGCAGCGGGGAAGAUGUUGAUCACAGUAAAGGUGAGGGUGAGGACAAGGAGGAGAUGGGAGGCGACGAGCCGAACGGCGGUGGGAUCGUUAAGCAGAUCAUGUCCAACCUCCCCACAUCAGACACUCGGGGGCCCGAUGCUGAGGAGGCCUCCCUGCUCAUCUCCAUCAUCGACGACUAGACUAGCAGUAGAUAGAUUUGGCACUUGUUAUUCCUGGGUGUAGUUUUACAUCGCCCAGCGUGCCCCCUUCCUUGAUGCUGAUGUUGUAACACAUGUUUGCACCUUGAUAAGUGUUCUGGCCUGUAACCGCAUUGACUGAGAACUGGUCCUCCUCGCUUAUUAUAGUUGCUACUCCUUGGAA